CUGACACGCCCCCAUCAUGAUGGUGAUGCAUUCAUGACGGGUAUUCCCUAUUACUGAUUCCCCAUUGCCGAUGAAGAUGGCUAUGAGAUCAGCUAAUCAAUCGUACUUCUGGUCACCGUUCACUGCCAGGCAGUGCCAGCCCAUCCCGAUAAGAGUCCCAUACAAUCAGGGCAUCGUCUCGGGAGAAAACUUAUUCAACACGCUGCGUAGGUCGAAAAGAAGAAGGAUGCAUAUAGUUUCUGAGUUGAAAAUGGAUAUGGACCCUGGUCGGUUUGGUGACACUGUCAUACAGAAAACAGCGCUGAAAAAUCACGAGGACCCAGCGCUAUAUAUGCCACCUAUUGACGUCUCGGUGACAUUGCCUUCUUUCCUCUCUCGCAGUUGCACAUCGUGACUUAACGUACACGAGGCUUCGGACUGCUAGU
Serpula lacrymans var. lacrymans S7.9 is the source of this 425-nucleotide messenger RNA. RefSeq lists its product as uncharacterized. The transcript has a single exon. The record is from RefSeq and is a predicted model, not a curated record. Bases 71 to 394 code for a protein of 107 amino acids. Lineage: Eukaryota; Fungi; Basidiomycota; Agaricomycetes; Boletales; Serpulaceae.